This is a messenger RNA of Rhizophagus irregularis DAOM 181602=DAOM 197198, 1563 nucleotides long. RefSeq lists its product as uncharacterized. NCBI's taxonomy places the organism in Eukaryota, Fungi, Glomeromycota, Glomeromycetes, Glomerales, Glomeraceae. The record is from RefSeq and is a predicted model, not a curated record.
AUGGAACCAACAGUGGAAGUAAAAGAUGAAGAGGUGAUGACGUGGGUUAACGACAACAAAAAGAAAUAUAUUAAAGCAUUUUUCGAAUAUUUUCAUGAUAUUUACGACGAAUAUUUAGUAAAGAUUGUAGAGUGUAAAAAAAUAGAAGAGUAUACAGAGGUAGAAAGAAAGCUUAUGGGACCGGACCCUCUUUCAAAACCAGGAAAAAUACCAACACGCCUCAACAAACCAACGACGAAAGUACUUGCAGUAUAUUAUUUUAUAUCUUUAUUCCUAAUAAAACGGGCAGGACAGGGAUUAAAUUUACUCUUAGAAGGAAUAAUAUAUCGUGCGAGAGUUGCUGCGCUUAAUUAUGAACAAAUCAAAAAGGAGAACGCAGAAAUUUUGGAUAAUUUUGAAAAAUUGGAAAAAAGAGUGGGCGAUAGUGAUCUAACAAGUGGACUAUUGAUUGCAGAUCUGGAAAAUCGAAUUCGAAAUUUAGAAGCUGAUGUAAUAGCAAAGGAACGAAUUAUAUUGGAGAAAAAUGAAGCAAAUAAUAUUUUAUGGGAAAAAAUAAAAGUAUUAGAAGAAAAAGAGGAACUGCCAACGAGUAAUUCGACAAAUAUGGAUUUGGAGGAACAGCCAACGAGUAAUUUGAAAAAGAAAAAACGCCCAAACAAAAAAAGGAAACGGGCGCGCGCUAAUCAUAUCAGAAAUGGGACGAUCAACGAAAUCGAUUUGGGAACGAUCGGAGAUAAUAAUGAUAAAGAUUAUCUGGAUAAAUAUUAUGCUGAAAGGUCACGUGAUAUUACAUUUUAUGAUAUACCAGCGUAUUGGACUGACAAGGAGAUUUUUGAUCUAUUGAACGACAAUGUGGGUCACGUUGAGUAUAUGUGGACUAAACGAUGUCAUAAGUACAAGACCGUUAAGACAAUGCUGCGCUUCAGCAAAGAGUACGAAAAGAUAUACAAAGAGGGUGGCGUUAACGUGUCUUUACCAAGGAAAAAUCGUACUUAUUUUAUACGAAUGUUUGAUUCAUGCUUACAAUACGCUGAGAUUAAACAUAAAUUCCGUUGGCAAGCUGUUAAACGAAUAACAGAUAGUGAAACUCAAUAUGAUGAUGUUAAUAUAAUCAAAGACUUUGUGAAGACAUACCGUGGUUUUUUUGGAAAAAUCAUUAGAGUUAAAGGAAUACGGUUUUUAAUUUUAUAUUUUAAUAAGGAAAAGGAAUUGCUGAACGCGAUUACGGAAUCGAUGAAAGUUUACAAUAUAGGACAGGAAUUUUUACUUAAGAAAGAGAAUGAUUGUAUAGACGAAAAUGGCGAUAUACAAGAAUUGAAUAGAAGACCGCCGUGGAGAAGAAGACUAAAUGAUUUUAUCGAUGAUAAUAGAUAUAUACGAGAAUAUUCACGAGGGACGAAUAAUUGGAACAGGGCCUCAAGACCGUCUAGACAAGAAUAUAAUAGGGGAACGAACAAUCGGUAUAGAGAUUCAAGAACAUAUGAUUCUCGGAUGGAGUGGGAACAACAACGUGACGAAUAUACGCAUUCCGCUUUGUUAAGAAUGAACAAACAAUGGAGAUAA